Messenger RNA from Camelina sativa (false flax), 1621 nucleotides. RefSeq names its product cyclin-B2-1-like. Lineage: Eukaryota; Viridiplantae; Streptophyta; Magnoliopsida; Brassicales; Brassicaceae. Gene Ontology annotation, molecular function: cyclin-dependent protein serine/threonine kinase regulator activity. The record is from RefSeq and is a predicted model, not a curated record. Gene Ontology annotation, biological process: mitotic cell cycle phase transition.
UUGUUUUUAUCUUUCUUCUUUUGCUUAUUUCAUCCCCUUGUUCAGAUUCGACUGUAUCAGACUUUCAGAUUCUCUUCGUUUUCUUAAUGCUCUUCUCCUUCUUGUUCUCUCUUUGUGGGUUUCUCUUGGAAUAAUCAAAAUUUUAAAAAAAUGGUUAAUUCAUGUGAGAACAAAGUCUCUGUUGUUGAAUCCACUACAACUACGAUUCUUCAAGAUGAAACGAGAAGUAGAAAAAUCGGACAAGAGAUGAUGAAGAGAGAGAAGAGAAGAGUGUUGGGUGUGAUUAACCAUAAUAAUCUUGUUGGUGGUGCAAGUGUUGUUAACAAGAGAGGAAGCUUAUUAUUAUCUAAUAAGCAACAAGAAGAAGGAAUUCAAAAGAAGAAGUUUAAUUCUCUGCGUCCACCAGUUACAAGAUCUGGAGUUGAAGAGGAGGCUAAGAAGAGGCUGAAGCCAACAGUUCCAAGUUCAAAUGAUUUUGGUGAGUCUAUAUAUGUUGAUGAAGAGGAAGAGGAAGCUACAUUGGACCAACCGAUGCCUGAAGCUGAUCUAAUGGAGGAAAUUGAGAUGGAGGAUGUAACAGUGGAAGAACCGGUUCUGGAUAUUGAUGUCUUAGAUGCCAAGAACUCACUUGCAGCUGUUGAAUACGUUCAAGAUCUAUACGCAUUCUACCGAGCAAUGGAGAGCUUUAGCUGUGUUCCAGUAGAUUAUAUGAUGCACCAAAUCGAUUUAAACGACAAGAUGAGAGCAAUACUAAUAGACUGGUUAAUAGAGGUACAUGACAAGUUUGAUCUGAUGAACGAGACACUGUUUCUCACAGUGAAUCUGAUAGAUAGAUUCUUAUCCAAGCAAGCUGUUAUGAGAAAGAAGCUUCAGCUUGUAGGUUUAGUGGCUUUGCUCUUAGCUUGCAAGUACGAAGAGGUUUCUGUUCCUGUUGUCCAAGAUUUAGUACUCAUUUCUGACAAAGCUUAUACGAGGGAAGACGUUCUUGAGAUGGAGAAAGCAAUGUUGAGUACUUUGCAAUUCAAUAUUUCAUUGCCGACACAGUACCCUUUCUUGAAGAGAUUUCUUAUGGCAGCUCAAGCAGACAAGAAGUGUGAGGUCUUGGCAUCCUUCUUGAUUGAGCUUGCCCUUGUAGAUUACGAGAUGCUUCGGUUUCAACCAUCAUUACUAGCUGCCACAUCUGUGUACACUGCUCAAUGUACACUUGAUGGUUUCAGGCAAUGGAACAGUACAUGUGAAUUCUACUGUCAUUACUCUGAGGAUCAACUCAUGGAAUGUUCACGGAAGCUGGUGAGUCUUCAUCAGAAGGCGGCGACUGGAAACUUGACAGGAGUAUAUAGGAAGUACAACACAUCCAAAUUUGGGUACAUAGCAAAAUGUGAAGCUGCACACUUUCUAGUACUGUCCUCCUAGUCUCAUUCUCAUCAUCAUUUUUUCAAAGCCAAAAAGGCCAAUUAAGUAGUUUUGUACAGCUUGUUGACAUAGUUCCUCAUUCACUCUGUAGCACAAAUAACAAAAAAGAUAAAAUAAGCCAAGUUCAAUUUUCUUUACUUCUGUUGUAACAAUCUCUUCACUUCACUUCUCAGCAUCACACUCUAUAAUGAAUGAUAUCAUUCUUAUA